UAUACAUGUGCAGCUGGAACAAGCACAGCAGAGAAGCUAAAUGCACUUUCAUCUUGAGUGAAGUCUGACACACUCAAAUGGCAGCGCCGGAGAGCCAUAUGACGGUCCCUCUGGUGACCUCUAUCCUGGCCACAGUCCUGGGAUCUCUCCAAAUCGGGUACCACACGGGAAACGUCAACGCUCCGGCCAAGAUCAUCGAGCAGUUCUUUAACAACACCUGGAGGGCCAGACACAACCAGUCUCUGCCGGAGCACAGCCUGACCCUGCUCUGGUCCCUCUCCGUCAGCAUCAAGGACUUUGGAGCGCUACUCGGUUCACUGGGAGUCAAGCACUUAGCAGACUCCUAUGGCAGGCGUAACUCCAUCCUAAUCGUGAACAUUCUCUCUGUGGUGGGGACGUGCCUCAUGUUUGCAUCUAAACUCAGUGAGUCGUUUGAGGUGCUGAUCAUGGGACGCCUGGUCUUCGGUUUGUUCUGUGGACUCGUCAUGAGCUUGAACCCUCUCUACAUCCAGGAAGUGUCACCCACAAACCUGAGAGGAGCCUUCGCUACACUCAACCAGGUCUCCUUUGCCUCCGGGAUACUCAUAGGAAUGGUGGCUGGUCUGGAGACAGUUUUGGGGACAGAGCAUCGCUGGGACCUGAUGUUGUCCCUGUCCCUAUUCCCAGCUCUACUCCAGUAUGUGGUACUACCCUUCUGCCCUGAGAGCCCGCGCUACCUCCUCAUCAACAGGGGGCAGGACGACAAGGCAGAGGCUGCCUUGGUGAGACUGCGGGGCCACACAGAUAAAGUGUACACAGAGCUGGAGGAGAUGAAGGAGGAGGCCAGUCACUCUCAGGCCGGUGUCACUGUGGCAGAGUUCUUCAAAAAACGCCGCUACAAACAACCAAUUAUCCUCGUGCUUGUGGUCAACCUGGGGAGUCAGCUGUCUGGGUUCAAUGCAAUCAUUAAUUACUCCACCAGAAUGUUUCAGGCCAAGUUUGAAGAGGCCAAAUAUCUGACUCUGGGGGUGGGAGCCGUCAAUGUGUUUUUCACUCUGGUCGCUUUCUUCCUGAUGGAGAGGGCGGGCCGGAGGAAGCUGCUGCUCACUGGAUUCAUCUCAAUUGCUGUGUGCAAUUUACUCAUGACCAUCGUGGACUCUGUACUGCUCCUGGUUCCUGAGCUGCGUAGUCUGCAAGUGCUACUGGUUUUCUGUCUGAUCUCGGCCUAUGAGCUGGGCCCUGGUCCCAUCUCGUGGUUUAUCGCGGCUGAACUCUUCGACCAGCCGGGACGUCCCAUCGCCAUGGCGUUCACCAGCAUGCUCAACUGGGGGGGCAAGUUUGUCCUGGCCCUCCUUUUCCCUCCUUUACUGAAAGUGUGCGGGGCUUAUGUGUACCUGCUCUUCAUGCUGGUGGCGGUGGUGGCCUUCUCCUUCACUCUGCUGCGUCUGCCUGAGACUAAAGGUCGAACCUUUGACGACAUUGCAGAGGAAUUCAGAGGAGCAGAGGGAAUCCCACUCAACAACAAGAGUGGCUUCAACACCUUCAACUGAACUGGUACAACAAACAUCUGGGACUGGAACUUUAAAGCUGCACUGUGGAACUUUUCUGAUGGAGGA
This is a messenger RNA of Periophthalmus magnuspinnatus, 1595 nucleotides long. It is a transcript of the gene slc2a1c, whose product is annotated as solute carrier family 2, facilitated glucose transporter member 1. Lineage: Eukaryota; Metazoa; Chordata; Actinopteri; Gobiiformes; Gobiidae. The transcript is spliced from 11 exons. The coding region runs from base 78 to 1529 and encodes 483 amino acids. Gene Ontology annotation, cellular component: membrane. The record is from RefSeq and is a predicted model, not a curated record. Gene Ontology annotation, biological process: monosaccharide transmembrane transport. Gene Ontology annotation, molecular function: hexose transmembrane transporter activity.